AUGAAUCGAAAUGAUUUAUUAUAUGUUCAAUAUGUAAAAUCAUUAGAUAAUCGACAAACAUUUCAUCUAAAUAAACUUCGUUAUGAUAUAUUUAAUAUUGAAAUUGAUAUUGGUUCUGUUAAUUUACUUUUACAUCGUUUAUUUUUAAAAAAAACUUUGAAAAAUCUAUUUGGUUGGGAUCAAAUGUAUCAUGAUAUAUAUGAACCAGAAUUACUAUGUGAUUUAUAA
This is a messenger RNA of Rotaria sp. Silwood1, 228 nucleotides long. NCBI's taxonomy places the organism in Eukaryota, Metazoa, Rotifera, Eurotatoria, Philodinida, Philodinidae. The record is from the annotation of a GenBank genome assembly.